Messenger RNA from Filobasidium floriforme, 246 nucleotides. Its product is annotated as fork head domain-containing protein. NCBI's taxonomy places the organism in Eukaryota, Fungi, Basidiomycota, Tremellomycetes, Filobasidiales, Filobasidiaceae. Gene Ontology annotation, biological process: regulation of transcription by RNA polymerase II. The annotation marks the transcript as partial. The transcript has a single exon. The record is from RefSeq and is a predicted model, not a curated record. Gene Ontology annotation, molecular function: DNA-binding transcription factor activity, RNA polymerase II-specific; RNA polymerase II cis-regulatory region sequence-specific DNA binding.
CCCUCGUGGUCGUAUGCGGCCUUGAUCGGACAGGCGAUCCUAUCUUCCUCGCGAAAACGACUGGCGCUAAAUCAGAUCUAUGCGUGGAUCUCGGCCGCUUAUCCGUACUUCAAACCGGGCGAGAGCGGUUGGAUGAAUUCGAUCCGGCACAACCUCAGUUUAAACGACUGUUUUGUCAAGGGCGAACGAAACGCCGAGGAAAAAGGCGGGAAAGGCUCGGUCUGGAUGGUCGACCCCAAGCUCGAG